Molecule: messenger RNA, 1032 nt
Organism: Kalmanozyma brasiliensis GHG001
Lineage: Eukaryota; Fungi; Basidiomycota; Ustilaginomycetes; Ustilaginales
Exons: 2
Coding region: 1-1032 (343 amino acids)
Source: RefSeq, a predicted model, not a curated record
AUGACCACGCCACGCUUCGCUUUCAUCUUGUUCCUCGCCUGUUUCUUCAUGUCGACGCUCCAAGCUUUGGCGCGUGAGCCUGAGGAUGGGUUCCCACCAGCUCACGUUCGGGCCCAGCAAGCAGCCUUGCGGGCACAGCGGGCCGCUCAGGCGGCUCAAGCGGCUCAGGCUGCCCUUCAAGCAGCCGCACAGCGGCUUCGAGACUCGAUGCUCACGAUCGAACGCCGCUACCAGCUUCCCGCCGGCACUCUUGGGCCUGCAACGCCUUACACCAGUGACCAGCACGGCACCAUCGAUGUUCAGCUUCGAGACGCAAGGAUGCGGAUGCUACCGGUCGCGACACAGGCCGCUGAAGGCUACACGCUGUACGCCUCGACAGGGAUCGCGAUCGAUCCAGAGACAGGCGCGCGUGGUCUGACGCUGAUUCUGUUCAGAGUUCAUACGGACGGACGCGUCGUGCCACUCGGUCAUACCAGAGUCUCAUCCAGACGAUCUGAUGAGCCUGACCACAAUAUACCCAGCGGCGCUGUUCGAGCGGCUCAGCAGCGCGGACGAGCCGCACGAGCUGCACAGCUCGCUGAAGCUGCCCAAAUCCAGCGCGACAUCGAAGCCGCCCUGGCUGCCCGACAGGCAGCCCUUCGUCACCUCCACCACGCCAUCACGCUGAUUCGCGCACGCUUCGAUCUUCCUCCCGCCGCUCUGGGCGCUUUCAACCCUUAUCUGGCUAGCCAGCACGACUUUCUCGCUGCCUCGCUUCGGAAUCCCAGAACGAGGUAUAUGCCCGUGGCAGAUCUGAGCCAUCAGGGCUAUGCGCUGUAUACGACGCUGGCUGCGACAAACGACGGCGGCGUCUCGCUGCUCAUGUUCAAAGUCUAUCGGCAGGGAGGACGUGUGGUACCCGUGGGCCUGGCACAGGUGCAUCGCGAGACAAGGGAGGGGAGGAACAUCGUGCAGCGCGUCAUCUCGCAGGCUGACGCAAGCUGGGAGACGCUGCAGAGAGAGUUUGGUCCUUUGGACGUCGUCCGGCCUUAG